AUGUUGAUGCUGAUGGCAGAAAGCUUAGCCAGCAUUUUCCAGCUCCUUUUCCAUCUCCUUCUCCUUCCCCUGGGGAUCAAGACUGAUGCCCAGACCGAGCCAGCUUUUCUAAUCGCUCUGUUAGCAUCACUGGCGAUCAAAUCAGCCAAUUCAGAGACUGAUGCUGUGGACGCUGGCUGGAUCGGCUUCUGGUCCAUAGUUGGAGGCUGUGUGUUUGGUGUGGCCAGGGCCAGGUUUGCUGACUAUAUUCGCGGAAUGCUGAAGCUGAUUUUGGUGCUGAUGUUUGCCGGCGCAUCCUUGGCGGCCACCUGGUUCACGCUCACCUGCCUGACCAGGCUCACUCACCUGCCCUCCACUAAAGCAACAUUGUACACCUCCUGCAUCCUGGUAGGCAUCUUCAUCAACAGCAGUAUUCCCAUCUUCUUGGAGCUGUUCAUUGAGACGGUUUACCCUGUACCCGAGGGCAUCACCUGCGGGGUGGUCACUUUCCUCAGCAAUCUCUUCACUGGACUUCUGCUGUUUUGCCUCACCUUUUACUUCACAGAGCUGUCCUGGUUGAACUGGUGUCUGACAGGAUCCUGCAUCUUCAGUCUCCUGCUCCUCCUCCUCUUCAGGGAAUCAUACGACCGCCUCUAUUUGGAUGUCUUUGUCUCUGUCUGAGCAUCGAAAAAGGGUUUUUUUUCCCAAGAAGAAGAAAACUGAAGUGCUUGUUUCUUUUAUGGGCACUAUAUUCCAGCAGAGUGCAGAGAAAGGGCACACAGCUUGAUGCUCACUUUUAUGGAUCUGUUUUUUUUGUUUUUUUUUUGAAAGAUGUAAUUGUGAAAUAUACGACCAGCAGUGGUGGCAGUGCGUUGUGUUAGCAUCAUAACUUAACAGUGGGAACCUGAGACGUAACUAAAGAAGAUAGACAUAUAGAUAUUGACUUUUCUACUUGACCUUCUGGAUGCAUCCCUUUUUCUCUUUUUUACUUUUUAUUAUUAGCAUUUUUUAAAAGUGAUCUGUGGAACUUUUGUGUUUACAUAAUGGCACAAAAUAAGGGACUUCCAUUGCAUAGAGAGACAGGCACAAUUUGCAGUGAUGGCGACUCAAGUGCUCUCACCACAUCUAAUGGGAGCGUUAUGGAUAAUUAUAGACAAGCUCAAUUAGCUGUCUGGCGGGAGCCGUGGCCGUCUGCAGACCGGGGACCUCUUAGGGCUGUAGUGUCACUUGUGAACAGCCUGUGGGAUCCAAGCUUUAAUUGACCUGUGAUAGGUCUGUCAAUAAGUGGCAUGUGCCGUGCUCCUCCAGUCUUCUCGUUUUCCUUGUCAACCCAUAUUAUGCAAAGGAUAAUUCACUCGUGGCUGUGAAAAGUUUUCCCAAGGUGUCUAGAGUCAUCGUUUACAUGACGAAGGAUCUGUUUUAUUAAACAUUCGUCGUCUUCUCGUGUGACGGCCUGGUUUGUAGCUGUAGCAUGCGCACAUUGGGUGAGCCUUUUACCCGUUUUAUAGACUUUUAUGCAAGCGAUCAUGUUUUAAAUGUGAUUUAAUAACUAAUUUUAGGGAUUAAUACACUAAUGUUGUCAAAAAGGGAUUGUUGUUGUUAAUUUAUGUUUGAUUACUGUUGCAGAAGAGCGCUUAAACGUGGACUUGCUGGACUGAUACAACACUAUUCGCCAGCAAUAAAGAGCCAUGUUCGGUAGCCUUUCGUGACUUGUGGCGUAACCUCAUGCAACGUCGAGUGCAAUACUCCCUCUCCCCGCUGCACAAAUGAACCCACCGGCGUGUUUUUUUUCCCCCUGCAUUUCUACCAUAAAAAUGGAGCCCAUCUGGACUGCAUUACUUACAUGCGACUCUGCUGUGAAAAGCAAAAUUUGGCAGCUUGAGAUGUAAACAAAUCUCAGACUGCUGUUGGAUUUAGCGGUGAUUUGAUUGACGGUUAUCGUUGGAAAUCAGAAGCUUAAUGUUGGACGCAGGUGGUUCUGUUCUCCUGCAUGCAAAUCACUUUUGUCUCUGUACAGAACGGCUUUCUCUUUUUAGCUGUGGUUAACAUUCGUUGCCUUAAUUAACAGUGACCUUUGUUGUGUCCUCCUGUUCACUGUGAUGUGCUUGUGCCCUGUUCUGUCACUGUAAUGUUAACGUUGAGUGGCACUGCAGGGGAAACUUGGCCCUGUCCGUGUGUGAAUACAUGUCAAAGAUUUUUAGCACCUUAUUAAAAAAUAUGUUUUUAAAAGCAA
Messenger RNA from Danio aesculapii, 2212 nucleotides. Its product is annotated as solute carrier family 49 member 4-like. The record is from RefSeq and is a predicted model, not a curated record. Gene Ontology annotation, cellular component: membrane; intracellular membrane-bounded organelle. NCBI's taxonomy places the organism in Eukaryota, Metazoa, Chordata, Actinopteri, Cypriniformes, Danionidae. Bases 1 to 660 code for a protein of 219 amino acids. The transcript has 5 exons.